Messenger RNA from Emiliania huxleyi CCMP1516, 480 nucleotides. RefSeq lists its product as hypothetical. The transcript has a single exon. Lineage: Eukaryota; Haptophyta; Isochrysidales; Noelaerhabdaceae. Bases 1 to 480 code for a protein of 159 amino acids. The record is from RefSeq and is a predicted model, not a curated record.
AUGGGCUGUGGUUUCAGGUACAAUGGCGAGGAGGAGCUUGCCACUUCCUCCUUCAGCUCGCCAUCAGCAUCCAAGAAAUUCAAGGCGUCUGCCACGCCACCAGCAUCGACAGGCGUCUCGAUGAGCGCACAAGGCGCAUCUCUUCAGUUUGCGACGCCGAUGCACAAGGCGCUAAAUGGCGCCCCCUCAUCUGCGUCGUGGGCUCCGGGCAAGAACUACAAGCUUGGCCAGCAGCCACCGGACAUGACUCAAUUGAUGAUGGCCGCAGCAGCACAGGAGGCCCUCGACAACGGCGCCUCCGAUGACGAGGCCGUCGAGGCGGCAAAGAACGCCGUUUUACUCGGCUCCAACCCGCGCGCCAUGCACCUCACCAGCAUGGACACGGGGGGCAUGUCGGCAGAGGAGAUCGCCAUGCUUUACAAACCUCCAGCCCGAGGGCUUUUCUCCUCGCUGCCGAAUCCAUUCACCUCCUUGUUUUAA